AAUAUGGAGCGUCGCAAAUCAGUUGUCGUCGCUGUCGCCCUACAGCUUCUAGCUAGCACAAGUUGAACUUAGCUAGCUACUACUACAUGCAUGAUGUCGCUGAACACGAAUAGGAGUAUCAGUACGCUCGCUGCAUAGUUUUUUCCCCUUUCUAGAAACAUCCUUUCAAAGCUGAUACAACUUUUCGACUGUGCUGCAGUAGCAUUUAUUUUCUAAAUUCAUAACCGACUGUUAGCUACCAAGCUAAUGUAGCAACAUAACGUUUAGCACUGCUUAGCUAAGCUAGCUAAUCGGCCUGUGGAUAAACUGUUUACACUGACAGUCAACAUGGCAGAGUCAUUAUCAGGGGUUAAUGUUGUUCUGGUUAUGGCCUAUGGAAGCUUGGUGUUUGUGCUGCUGUUUAUCUUCGUCAAAAGGCAAAUCAUGCGAUUUGCAAUGAGAUCCCGCAGAGGACCCCAUGCACCUAUUGGCCACAAUGCACCUAAGGCUCUGAGGGAAGAGAUUGACUCCAGACUGUCCAAGGUCCAGGAGAUCCGCUUUGAACCUCGUCUCCUAUCAGAAGAAGACGAUAGGCUGAAGCAAGGAUCACAGAUCAGUUGCUACAACUACCUGUACAGAAUGAAAGCUCUGGAUGCCAUCCGCGACUCAGGAAUUCCUCUGCAGGAGAUAAGCCGCUGUCCCAGUGCGUUUACUGGACGCAGCUUCAGGAACUGGCUGCUGGAGUUGCGCAACUCCCACUCUCUGAUCAAGAGCAGCCGCAGCGCACUUAUUGACCGUUUGCUUGAAGGCUACGACAGCGCUCGCCAUGGGACUGGGGUGUUCGGGGAAGCAGAGUUUCUUGAAUACCAGCAAGCUCUAAACGAACUGGCUGAUGUGGUGAAAGCCUAUUCCAGCACCACCAGCCUGGACCAGCAUCACCAGUCUGCAGCCAAGGACCUGACAGGCUCUCCUGUCCGGAGCACUCCCUCCACCAUCCAGGUCACCUACCUGCCCUCCACCGGCCAGCGCAGCAAGAGGCCCAAACACUUUCUGGAGCUCAAAAGUUUCAAAGACAACUACAACACACUGGAGAGCACCCUGUGAGAGACCGCUGUUAACUUACAGACUGUAAAAAGGUGUGUGUGUGUGUAUAUUACGGUCAAGCCCUUAUGUGCACAUGUUACACCCAAGGCCUUUGUUCUUAAUUUGGACCUAAUGAGUGUGUUCAGAAAACAAAUAUGAUUGUAGAAAACCUUCCAAGGUUUCCAUCGUCACUUUUGUAAAAACAGCAAAGUUAAUGGCAAGUCACCUGGAUUUAUUUUUAUCUUUCUCAAAGUCCAAAUGUAAAUAUGAGUGUACCUUUUGAUUUACUGUGUUUGUACAGAUGUACGAUAUUUAUACGGUCAUUGAUAACUUGUUGUAAUUGAUAUUGAGUGAUAUGUAUUUAUGUGAGGUUGUACAUGUUUGUGGUUUGAGAUAAAAGCCUUACAACCCA
Molecule: messenger RNA, 1474 nt
Organism: Sander lucioperca (pikeperch)
Lineage: Eukaryota; Metazoa; Chordata; Actinopteri; Perciformes; Percidae
Product: protein C1orf43 homolog
Exons: 8
Coding region: 328-1083 (251 amino acids)
Biological process (GO): phagocytosis
Source: RefSeq, a predicted model, not a curated record